GGGUCUUGACGAAGAUCUGCAUGUUUGUGGUUGUAUUUGGUGUGCUGUUGUGAUAUGUGUCUGGUCUGCAGUGUGUGCGUAGAUGUAGGUGAGUGGUGGAGUGCGAUGCAAAAGUAUGUGCCACGGAGGGGCGGGCUGGGUCUUAUAUGGGAGGCAGGAGUAGGCGGCAAGCUGAGGCUGUGACAGUGAUGGCAGUGACGCUAACCAAAGGUGGCCCCUGCACCAGUGAGAUCAGGGAUACGGAACGUUCGGGCAGGUUCGACCGAAAGCGUGCGCCUCGUUCACUCACUUUGCUGUCUGCUCUUUGUCAGCUGCGGAAUUCACAACGAGUUGGAAUGCCCUCUCACUGCUGUCUUUUGCAGUGA
Didymella exigua CBS 183.55 is the source of this 365-nucleotide messenger RNA. RefSeq lists its product as uncharacterized. The coding region runs from base 147 to 365 and encodes 72 amino acids. The record is from RefSeq and is a predicted model, not a curated record. Lineage: Eukaryota; Fungi; Ascomycota; Dothideomycetes; Pleosporales; Didymellaceae. The transcript has a single exon.